Messenger RNA from Anguilla rostrata (American eel), 6796 nucleotides. It is a transcript of the gene myo3a, whose product is annotated as myosin IIIA. The transcript is spliced from 37 exons. Gene Ontology annotation, molecular function: ATP binding; protein serine/threonine kinase activity; protein binding. NCBI's taxonomy places the organism in Eukaryota, Metazoa, Chordata, Actinopteri, Anguilliformes, Anguillidae. Gene Ontology annotation, biological process: regulation of actin filament length; peptidyl-serine phosphorylation. The record is from RefSeq and is a predicted model, not a curated record. Bases 142 to 5526 code for a protein of 1794 amino acids. Gene Ontology annotation, cellular component: myosin complex.
AGAUUAGUGCUGCAGCUCCUCCUCCCUUGUGUACUCUCACAUUUGGAGGCCCAUUCCUCCUUUCAGGGCACAGCACUAGGUGCACAAGGCGCUAUGGAUAACUGUUCUCCAGAACGGCCGGUGAUCCUCUGAAAAAUAAAUAUGAGAUCUCUCAUGAAGAUGUUUCCACAAUCAGGGAAAUCUAUUGUCUUUGACAAUUUUCCGGACCCCUCUGACACAUGGGACAUAGUGGAGACCAUUGGGAAGGGGACAUAUGGAAAGGUCUACAAAGUGCUCAACAAGGUGAAUGGAAGCAAGGCGGCCGUCAAGAUUCUGGAUCCAGUCCAUGACAUCGAUGAGGAAAUCGAGGCUGAAUACAGCAUACUCAGGGCUCUUUCGGACCACCCCAAUGUAGUCAAGUUUUUUGGGAUGUUCUACAAGAAGGAUGUAAAACUUGGGGAUCAAUUAUGGCUAGUUUUGGAGCUCUGUAAUGGUGGAUCGGUGACUGAUCUAGCCAAAGGCAUGCUGAAGAGGGGGGACCGAAUGGACGAGGCCAUAAUAGCGUACAUAUUACACGAAGCGCUCAUGGGGCUCCAGCAUUUACAUGCCAACAAGACCAUCCACCGUGACGUCAAGGGAAACAACAUCCUGCUGACCACUCAGGGAGGGAUUAAGCUGGUCGACUUUGGCGUGUCCGCUCAGGUGACCAACACGCGGCUGCGUCGGAACACCUCCGUGGGAACGCCAUUCUGGAUGGCCCCUGAGGUGAUUGCUUGUGAACAGCAGCUCGACUCGACCUAUGAUGCCCGCUGUGAUGUCUGGUCCCUUGGAAUCACUGCCAUUGAGCUGGGGGAUGGAGACCCUCCACUGGCCGACCUUCAUCCAAUGAGAGCGCUUUUCAAGAUCCCCAGGAAUCCUCCCCCAACACUGCACCAGCCAGAACUGUGGUCUGACGACUUUAAUAACUUCAUCUGCAAGUGCUUGAUAAAGGACUUUGAACUGAGACCAAACGUGUCUGACCUCCUGCAGCAUGCCUUCAUCAAACAGAUUGUGGGAAAAGAGCGAACCCUGCAGAAACAGCUGAUGGAGCUCAUCGACCUCAACCAGCAAAUGGGAGCUAUUGAGAAAACAAGCCUGCAUCAAAGGGCGGAGCAGCAGGACUGUCAGGACGGGCAUGAGCGUAUCCAUACUAAAAAGGGCAGCUACAUGAAGUCUGCAAGCACCUCCCUCGAUGACGUGGAGGACCUGGCCACCCUGGAGGUGCUGGAUGAAAAUAUUGUCACAGAUCAUUUGCAGAAGCGAUACUCGAAGGAUGAGAUUUACACCUAUGUGGGAGACAUUCUUAUUGCUGUCAACCCCUUUCAUAGUGUGGAUCUGUACAACCCAGAGUUCACAAAGAUAUACAUAGGAGCAAAGCGGACAGCAAACCCGCCCCAUGUCUUUGCUGUUGCUGACAUAGCCUACCAGUCCAUGGUGUCCUACAGCGCAGAUCAGUGCAUUGUCAUCAGUGGAGAGAGUGGUGCUGGGAAGACGGAGAGUGCCCACCUUCUGGUCCAGCAGCUGACAGUACUUGGAAAGGCAAAUAAUCGAACACUCCAGGAAAAGAUUAUCCUGGUCAAUAACCUGGUUGAGGCCUUUGGGAAUGCUUGCACUGUCAUCAAUGACAACUCCAGUAGGUUUGGGAAGUACCUGGAGAUGAAGUUCACUGGCGGGGGCACGGUAGUGGGAGCCCAGAUUUCCGAAUACCUCCUUGAGAAAUCCAGAGUCAUCCACCAAGCCUUAGGAGAAAGGAACUUCCAUAUUUUCUACUAUAUUUAUGCUGGCUUGGCUGAGAGAAAUAAACUGGCUCAUUACAAGCUGUCUGGUACCAAAACUCCAAGGUAUAUUCACAAUGAACAGGUAAAAUUGGUGCCUGACAUUGUGAGCAGUGCUUUCCAUAAGGAGCAGUUUGACUCAGUGGAGCAGUGCUUCAAAGUGAUUGGCUUUACGCUGGAGGAGCUCGGAAGUGUUUACAGCAUACUGGCUGCCAUCUUGAACGCUGGCGACAUCGAGUUCACCUCGGUGGCCUCUGAGCAUCAGACCGACAAAAGCAACAUCUCAAACAUUGGUGUGCUGGAGAACACGGCGUCACUGCUGUGCAUCCGCUCUGACGAGCUGCAGGAGGCGCUGACGUCCCACUGCGUGGUGACCCGCGGAGAGACCAUCGUCAGGCCCAACACGGUGGAGAAGGCCUCGGAGGUGCGCGACGCCAUGGGGAAGGCCCUGUACGGCCGCCUCUUCAGCUGGAUCGUCAACCGCAUCAACUCUCUGCUGAAGCCUGACAGCCAGCUGAGUGAGGAGGACAAGAGUCUGAAUAUUGGAAUCCUUGACAUAUUUGGGUUUGAAAAUUUCAAGAGGAAUUCCUUUGAGCAGCUGUGCAUCAACAUUGCCAACGAACAGAUCCAGUUUUACUUCAACCAGCAUAUAUUUGCCUGGGAGCAGGACGAGUACCUGAACGAGAGCGUGGACGCGCGCCUGAUCGAGUACGAGGACAACCGCCCCCUGCUGGACAUGUUCCUGCAGAAGCCCAUGGGCCUGCUGUCCCUGCUGGACGAAGAGAGCCGCUUUCCCCAGGCCACCGACCAGACGCUCGUAGAAAAGUUUGAGGACAACCUGAAGUCAAAGAACUUUUGGAGGCCGAAAAGAGUAGACCUGGGCUUCGGGAUCCAUCACUACGCUGGAAAGGUCAUCUACAACACAAGUGGCUUCCUAGCGAAGAACAGAGACACCCUGCCUGCCGAUAUCGUCCUGCUGCUCAGGUCCUCAGAAAACGACCUCAUCCGCAAGCUGGUCACUCACCCCCUGACUAAGACAGGAAACCUUGCUCACACCAAGGGUAAAGCGAUGGGGAGCACUCAUACGCAUACCCCCCAGCGCACUAUUAAGUUUGCCAAGAUGGGAAUGCUUGUGUUGUUGAGUUCACUGAGUUCAGUCAGUGAGGGUGAGAGUGGAGAGUCCACCCACCAUCCCAGAGAGACCACCAACAUGAGAACCCAAACGGUUGCAUCAUACUUCAGAUAUUCCCUCAUGGACCUGAUGUCUAAGAUGGUCGCGGGGCAGCCCCAUUUCGUCCGCUGCAUCAAGCCCAACAACGACCGGCAGGCCAACAAGUUUGACAGGGAGAAGGUCCUGAUCCAGCUGCGCUACACUGGCAUCCUGGAGACAGCCAAGAUCCGGAGGCAGGGCUACUCCCACCGCAUCCUCUUUGCUAACUUCAUAAAGAGGUACUGCAUCCUGGCCUUCCGAGCAAACGAGGACCCACCAGAGAGUCCUGAGACGUGUGCUGCCAUACUGGAGAAAGUCAAACUGGAGAACUGGGCCCUGGGGAAAACCAAAGUGUUCCUGAAGUACCACCACGUAGAGCAGCUGAACCUGAUGAUGAGCCGGACCAUCGAUGGGAUCAUCCUGCUGCAGGCCUGUGUGAGAGGCUGGCUGGGGGCGAAGAGGUACCGCAGGAUGCAAGAGAAGAGAGAGCAGAGUGCAGUCGUCCUGCAGUCCGCUUACAGGGGCCACAAAGUCCGCAGAGAGGUGAAUGGGGAUCGAAGCAAAGCCAAGACGGAGGCUUUCAUGAUCCAUUUUCAGGCUGUCUGCAGAGGCUACCUUGCAAGGAAGAUGUACAAAGAGUUGGUAGAUGAAAAGAAUAAAGCAGCUAUAAAGAUCCAGGCUCAUUACCGUGGACACAAAGAGAGGAAGAGCUUCAAAAAGAGAAAGGAAGCCAUGCAGAACAAAAAGCAGGAAGAAGGGAAUGUGGAGGAGGUGCAAAAUGAGGCCCUGUCUGAGGCCGUAAGCAGUGAGGAAGGAGGGCAGCUGGCAGAGGAGAACCACACAGAGGAGAAAAGUGCAGGAGAGAAAGGAGAGGGGCAGAAUGGAUCGGAGGAGGAAGAGACAAAAGCAGCCGUAGUGCUCCAGAGCAACUACAGGGGCUAUAGGGAGAGGAAGAAGUUUAAAGAGGGCCGUCAGGCCAAGGCAGGAGAUGCGAUCCCCACCGAGCCCCAGGGUCCGGGGGACCAGGGCGAGGACGAGGUGGAGCUAGCCGAGGAGGCGGCCGAGGCAGAGGAGGCCGCUGCCGCAGAGGACCCCACCGCCACCCAGGAACAGGAAGGGGGACAGGAAGCAGGAGGACUGGAAGUGAACCCUGACCAGGAAGCCAAAGCCGCCACUGUCAUCCAAAGCAACUUCCGGGGGCACAGGGAGCGGAAGAAGCUGGAGGAGGAGGGCAAGCUCCCAGCCAGGGGGAAGAAGGCCUCCCCCGAAAAAGACCAGCCGCCUCAGGAGCCCAAACAGGAGCCAGGUGAGGAAGCCCCUGAAGAGCCCCCUCAGGGUCCUCUGGAAGAACCCCCUGAGGAGCCUGCUCAGUCCCCAGAGAAGGAAGAAGAGAAGGAGAAGGCAGAGGAGGACAACGCAGGGCCGGCAGGAGGAGAGGACGAGGAGGCCAAAGCCGCCACCGUCCUCCAGAGCAACUUCCGUGGUCACAAGGAGCGCAAGCGGCUGCAGGAGGAAGGGAAACUUCCCAAAAAGAAAACGGCGGAAUCCGAAAAGAGCUCAGUGGACAAGGAGCAUGAGACAGGGGCUUCGGACCCGGGACCGGAGCCAGAGCCAAAGCCGGACCCAGAGGCCCCCAGUGUGGGUGCGGAGGUGGACGAGGAGAAGGCGGCCACAGUCCUACAGAGCAACUUCCGUGGGCACCAGGAGAGGAAGAGGCUGAAGGAGGAAAGAGAGGCGGGGAAACAGUCGGAUAAGAACGAAGAUGAGGACGAGGGCAUUUCGGAGCUUAACGGCGCUCAGUUAGAGCCUGAAGAGCCCAGUCCAGACGACCGGUUUGAGCAGGAGCAGGCUGCUGUGAAGAUCCAGAGCAACUUCCGCGGCUACAAGGACAGGAAGAACCUCAAGAUGUCUGCGGAGAAGGAGACUGAGGAGCUGGAAAGCUUUUCUGAACAAGUAAGCACAGCUUCAGAUAACUACUUGUCACUCCAGAAGAAGCUGAACGAGAUAAUCCUGGCUCAUCAGAUGAACCCCUCCAGUAAUGGCAUGUUCAUGAAAGGAACCCAAAUCAACGGAUACUUGGCUACCCAGCAACAAUCAGAUGAUCAGAAACAGGGCAGGAUGCCACGCAGAACACAGCAGCCAAAAACUCUCAAUACACCUGAAGACUCAACUUAUUACAAUCUGAUUCACAGGUCAGUCCAGGAUGAGAAACGAAGGCCCAGGAAUAAAAGUCCUGGGAAACUGGAGGAUAUGGAUGACCCGUACUACCAGGAGCUCUCCACCAGCAAGUCCAUGGGAAGCAUCCCGAGUGACAGCAGAACCUCAUCCACCAGGGCAAAGUCCAGCGUCAGGAAGUCAUCAACUGAGAGACCCGCCUCUGAGCCAGACAUGCCCAGACGCCCCAUUGACAAAAGGAACUCAUUACCCAGAAUGCCAUCAACUGAGAGCCAGGCUGAGGACAACCCCUAUGACUACAGAAAGCUUCUCAGGAAGACAUCUCAGAGACGGAGGCUUGUGACAUAAAGGAACAUGAAGCACAAAUCUGUCAUGAGGGGUUUCAGAUGCAAAAGCAAUAUUAGCCUGGUCUGGGGCUGUGUGUGUGCCUGUGUGUGUGUGUGCGCGUGUGUGCAUGCGUGUGUGUGUGUGUGCGCGCGUGUGUGUGUGUGUGUGUGUGGUGUAUGCUUGUGCACGUGUGUGAAGACUCAAUGUUAGAUUGCCUCAGUUGCUGGUUUAGACAAACAUCAUGGAGUUUGUGGACUCAUUGUUAGAGACUGAGAGCAGUCCUGGCAUAAUCAUUCCAUGGUACAUUGCAAUGGCAUCUAGAUGUAAUGUAAUUAUAUUUCUGAUUGUUUGAAAAAGCUGCAGAAAAAAGAUUGUGCAUAAUGCAUAAACCCACAACUAUCUUCUUUUUUUUCACUUCAUUGUAUUUAUAUUUUUGGUUUCAGGUUUAGCUUUUGCCUCUUUAUCAAAACAUUUUUAAAUGUUUGGAUUUACAACUUUAAGCGUGUAUAAUGCUAGAAUAUUUUCAAUUACUUGCAAAUAGAAUGGAGCCCAUUCCAAGAGAAUGUACUUUCUAAAAUUUAAAUAAACAAUGUAGUGGAAAGGUCACAAUAUAUAAAAUCUAGAUUUAUUCUGAAAGCUGUUUAGCUGUUUACUGUGCACGGUAGCUAUGCAUGUGCAGCCAUGUGCAUUCAGCACAGUGCAUGCCAGAAUUUGUAUUGGGAUGCAAAUGCAUUACGCAGUACCACGCCUUUCAAACAGGGGUGGCAAAUGUGGGAUUCUACUCCUUAAUAUUGAGACUAGAAUAAGAAUGGCUUCCUUUGUAAACACAGGGAUAAUAAACUUCAUCAUUUUUCUUGCUGACUGUUAGCUGAAAUACCUGUCCCGUUGAAGUUACAGGGUUUACCCCUCCACCCAAUGGUGAGGUGGCCAAUGUGCUACAUGUGUACGCUUUAGUAUGCAAUGAGGAUUGAAUGUGUCAUGCACAUCUGUUGGAAAGUACAUACUUAUGUUAAAUAUCAGGCCUUACAAAGCAAAAGGUGGCCUUUGGGUUUUGUACAUACUUUAUAUGCAUCUCUGUAAAAGCCAAACAUGAGUGUGGUGUAGUGGAUUUGGAGAGAUGCGAUUCCACUGUGUACUGUAAAUUUCAUGGCUGUAAUGUAAUUAUCCAACAAGUUUUGACAUAACGUUUGCAAUGGACUCUUAAUGUUCUGAUGUAAUACACUGACUGCUUUAUCACGUUUGACUUGAAUGGCUGCUCAUAGUAUGUCCUCUAAAUACAUUAUUUAUUAUA